CUCUUUGCUCGUCUAAGCCAAGAGCGCUGGCGUCGUGCCGUCGUGUUUAUGUGUAUACGAGUGUUUUUGAAGUUAUAGGGUGACAGGGUUGUCAACAAAGUCCUUUCACAGUAUUUGUAAUACGUUUGCGUUCCGAGCGACCGUUUUUUUUUCAAGUUAAAUGGUUAUUUGUUGUACUGUGUGAUAUACACCCUGAUUGCCGAAUACCUGUUCUACCGCUAUGUCUUCUACAUUGCGGCCGUAUCUCACAGCUGUUAGGCACACACUCACUGCAGCCAUGUGUCUUGACAAUUUCUCUUCACAAGUUGUAGAGAGGCACAACAAACCGGAAGUAGAAGUCAGAUCGAACAAAGAAUUGCUUUUAAAUCCUGUGGUCAUCAGCCGUAAUGAAAAGGAGAAAGUCCUCAUUGAAACAUCAGUGAACUCGCUUCGGGUUAGCAUAUCAGUUAAGCAAGCAGAUGAAAUUGAAAGGAUUCUUUGCCAUAAAUUUAUGAGGUUUAUGAUGAUGAGGGCUGAAAACUUUAUUGUAUUGCGUCGAAAACCUGUUGAGGGCUAUGAUAUAAGUUUCCUUAUCACAAAUUUCCAUACAGAACAAAUGUUCAAGCACAAGCUUGUAGAUUUUGUCAUUCAUUUCAUGGAAGAAAUUGAUAAAGAAAUUAGUGAAAUGAAGUUAGCUUUGAAUGCCAGGGCUCGUAUUUGUGCUGAAGAAUUUCUGAAGCGGUUUUAAUCAUUGGUAUGGAAUGCUGACUGCCAGAUAUGCAUUUUACAAUCAAGUGUAAGGAACUUCUUUGAAAAAUUUUGUAAUGUUUAAUAAAGUAUUAAUUGUAAUGACAAGAA
This is a messenger RNA of Frankliniella occidentalis (western flower thrips), 837 nucleotides long. It is a transcript of the gene Arpc4, whose product is annotated as actin-related protein 2/3 complex subunit 4. Bases 221 to 727 code for a protein of 168 amino acids. Gene Ontology annotation, cellular component: Arp2/3 protein complex; actin cytoskeleton. The transcript is spliced from 5 exons. Gene Ontology annotation, biological process: actin filament polymerization; Arp2/3 complex-mediated actin nucleation. Gene Ontology annotation, molecular function: actin filament binding. NCBI's taxonomy places the organism in Eukaryota, Metazoa, Arthropoda, Insecta, Thysanoptera, Thripidae. The record is from RefSeq and is a predicted model, not a curated record.